AGGGGAAAAGCAGUAAUGAUAAGGAAGAGAGGAAGAGGGUAAGAGGAAUCAGUGCACAUGCGAUGGACAGUAGACAUUGGAGGUCGGCCUAGGAUUCAUGGAUGAGAUGCAAGGCGAGAUGCAGCACAUGAGAAAUUCGACCUGGAGAUGCCAGCGGCGCAAGCGAGGUACGGAUGUACAAGAUAAAUUCCCAGUCAGUAGAAGCAAAAGGGCGAAAUCACGGUUGGUUCUAGGCUUCGAGAGUCGGCGUGGAGAGCGAGAGAGCGAGAGAGCGAGAGAGCGAGCGACGGAGAAGGGCCAAGACCCCCAAAAACCAAAACGAAAGAAAAGAAUGGAACCACAAGUGGAUAACGGCGCUGGCGGAGAAGAAGACAAGAAAAAGAGAGAGCUUGUCGUUGCUGGAGAUAGAAUGAGCUUCUGGAACAAACCGUUUCAACGAUGCAUUGUGGUCCGGGAACACCCCAAUGGAACGAAUGUAUUGUACUCCUUAUGGGAGGGCAAAAAGGGGGCUCGGGAAAAGAAACAAAAAAGAACAAAAUAAAAUAAAAUAAGAAUACAGAUAAGUGGACAGGAAAAAUAAAUCAAAUCGAAACCAAAAAGGGGAAAGACAGAGAGGGAGGGGGGACACGACAAGUGAGAGAAAAGAGCACCAAGUAGGCAAGUAACACUCUAUCGCUUUCAAAGGAACUUUUCUGACCAAACGGACUUUUAAUUCGGGUCUGCGCAGAAAGAGACCAGUGCAGACACCAGGCAUGCGUCCGGCUUGCUAGAGGAAAGCUGCAGGGACUCUCUUCCCUAGUGCCCACUGUGCUGUGCCCUCUGAAAUGGGGUUUUUUAUUUUUCUCUUCUAUUUUUCGAAAAAGAAAAAAGGCCCAGGGAAAGCCACAGGGAACCGGACGGGGUGGACCGGACCAACCAGCCUGGGGUGGAUUAGGCCGUGUUCUACCAAGAAAAGGAUAGCGUUUCAAAAACGACGGUUUCAGAUGAUUCCAAGCGUCAAGAAGGAUCGGAAGAAAACAAACAACACCGAAGAGGGGCACGUUAGCUCUGGGUUUCCGCAUGAGGGCUAAAGAGUUCAGGAGGGGCGCCAAAGAGAAACCAAGAAAGAAAAGAAGGCAGAAUAAUAAACUGGAAAAUGUACAAACAAACAAACAAAUAAUAAACAAAAAGGAACGGUAGACGGAGGCUAAUGAUGCAUAAAGCUGCGAAACGGUAGGAACCUGGACGGGCGAAGUGAUCAAGGGGGCAGAGAGCAAAACAGGGCCCGGCUUGAAGAAAUAAUGCAACAGCUUGGGGCUACUGUUGUACUCCCUGAACUACGGCAAUCACCAAGAUUGAGAAAGAGGGGGCCAGGAGGGAAAAAGAAAGGGAAGGGGAAGGAGAAGAGAGGGGGGGGAACGAAACAGAGACGGUUCAAGACGACGUCAACCCGUACAGGCAGGACAUGCCGCAAAGGCUUGCCAUCUAAAUGGGGAAACGCGAGAGUCGCUCGCUUCAUCCCACGGGAAACAGCGCAAUCCCGAUGGUCCAAGAGGUGAGUCCGAUUCUGAGAUGAUUAGUGAUGGGUGGAGACUCGUGCCCCAAGACGUUGGGUCGGUCGACGGGCCAGAGUCGACAUCGUUGCUCAGAAGUCAGAAAGUCAGAACUGUGAAGCUCCAGUAUCAGGAGCGAGGUUCGGGGCUAGCUCCCGCAUGCAGAUGGUGCGGUCGAUCCCGACGGCAGCUGUCGCCUUUGUCUGGCGUGCUCAAUUCUCAAGAUCCGUAGGGAUCAGAGUUACAGGAAGAAAAUAGUAUUCGUUAUGCAGCGGCGUGCAUCGGGCCUUCUGACGAUAGCGGGAAGUUGGGAAGGCAUUCCAUCAAUGACUGGCACACAGUUGAUAGUAGCGGAGCCAAAAUGAUAACCGCAGAGUGGGGUUCAAGGGCUCCGCAAUAGACGCAGACGAAAGCAAAAUCCUGGAGGCUGGGUAAAAAAAAAAAAAAGAAAAAAACAAUGGAUCCCGUUAGUUCCGAAGGUAAUGGAAAGAACAGACAGCAAGGAUUUAAUUCUGGCCAAUACAAUUGACCAUGAAACGGGACUUCUCAAUCACGCUAGUAACUUCGGAUUGAGGCUAAGGAGGAAGACACAAGGGAAAGAAAGAGAGACAGAACGAAGUAUGCAUGAGAUGAGGGGGUGGCUCAGGGAUGGAGGAACAAAAAGAGAAUUAAUUUUUCAAUCAAUUUUUUUUUCCUUCGGGGGAGACAAAAGAAGGAAGAGAGGUGUGAAGGGGGGGAAAAAUAGAAUAAAAAUCAAUAGGAACACAGAAAACCAAAUGCACAGAUAAAUAUAAAUUCAUCAAAACUUGGAUGGAAACGCCAGCAAAAGCGACCAAAAUCAUGGUGGGAAAGGAUACACAGCCCUUGUUUUUUUGGCCCUCUUUUUCGUCGACCGGAGGGGAGGGGCCGACAAGUCGACAGGGAGUCAGGGACCAACUCCGAUCAAGCAGAAUGGACGAGACAUGAGGUUUCUUCAUCCACAAGGCAGGCGGACUAAUGCCACCACCGCGCUUGUGAACCUGCUAGUGCUACAUCGUCGCGGUGGUAGUGCUGAGCUAGGCAGCGUUGCCGCUGGAUUUCAUUUGACGGGUCGACUGUCGGGUGGUGGAAAGGUAUUCUUAGCAGUGGGAAUUGCCAGUCAGAGGAGCCGUCGCAUUUGAUCGAUACUAACAAUGGCCCAUGCACGAGAACCAUCGGCAUGCAGGAGAAGCAGCGCCCCGCCGAUUUGAAUCAACCGUCAGUCCGUAGUCCGAGAUAGUCCUGCAUGGACAACUUGUCAAGGAAGCCAUUGGUUGUUUAAAGUUUGACCCAUUUUAUCCCGAGAGAUCGAGGAAGGGGGAAGGGAAAGGUGACAUGUAGGAUGUAAAUGGGGAGGGGGAUGGGAGAUGGAAAACUGAAGAUGAGUAACGAGGAUGGGGGAUGUACGGAGUAGUCAGGAGAGAGAGAGAGAGGAAGGGAGAGAAGGGGCGGACUCGAGAGUUCCAGCAUAACGGAGUAGAGA
This is a messenger RNA of Aspergillus melleus, 3033 nucleotides long. RefSeq lists its product as uncharacterized. The record is from RefSeq and is a predicted model, not a curated record. NCBI's taxonomy places the organism in Eukaryota, Fungi, Ascomycota, Eurotiomycetes, Eurotiales, Aspergillaceae. Bases 98 to 541 code for a protein of 147 amino acids. The transcript has a single exon.